CCAAAUACUCGUGGGGGGGAGCUGAGGCGGCAGGAUCACAUGAGCCUAGAAGGUCGAGGCUGCAGUGAGGUCUGAUCGCGCCACUGCACUCCAGCCUGGACAACUGAGCAUGACCCUUCCUCAGAGCUAAUGGCGCUUCAUAAUUCUGCAGUCCAUGUAAGCUUCUGGGAUCGCGGGGCGGAGAACCGCCAGGAGGCUGGAGUUCAAAUGGCCUCCUGUGGCAGACGGUAAAGGCGCCGGAACUACAGCUACCUCCGCGGCGCCGUUUCGGCCGCCAUAUCUGGGUGCAGGGGAACUCGCAGAGGACAAACUCCCACGCGCGUUUUCGAUUUCUGCGCUUUCCUCGAGUGAGGCAAGACUUAGCAGAGGCCCAAGGAGCAGCCUCAUGCGGACCGAGCCAUUGCGCGGGGCGUCCCCUCUGCUGGUGCCCGGCAACCCCUACUCCGUGGUGGUUCUGCUGCAGGGCUACGCGGAGCCCGAGAGGGUGGGUGACACCGUGCGCGCCGACGGCUCCGUAACCCUGGUCCUACCCCAGACCCGGGGUCCGGCCUCCAGCCACCGAAAGUCCCCGCGCGGUAGUGGCGGCGCAGAGGCCGCCCUGGAGGAGGCGGCCCGUGGCCCCAUCCUGGUGGACACCGGGGGCCCCUGGGCUCGGGAGGCGCUGCUGAGGGCGCUGGCGGGGCAGGGCGUGGCCCCGGGAGACGUGACGCUGGUGGUGGGGACCCAUGGGCACUCGGAUCACAUCGGGAACUUGGGGCUGUUCCCAGGCGCGGCUCUGCUGGUCUCCCACGACUUCUGCCUCCCCGGAGGCCGCUACCUGCCCCACGGGCUGGGUGAGGGGCAGCCCCUGCGCCUGGGCCCGGGGCUCGAGGUGUGGGCCACGCCGGGCCACGGGGGCCAGCGCGACGUGAGCGUGGUGGUGGCCGGCACGGCUCUGGGCACCGUAGUGGUGGCGGGGGAUGUGUUUGAGCGAGAUGGGGACGAGGAUUCGUGGCAGGCGCUGAGUGAAGACCCCGCAGCCCAGGAGCGGAGCCGAAAGAGAGUCCUGGUCGUUGCCGACGUGGUCGUACCUGGUCACGGGCCCCCCUUUCGAGUGCUCAGGGAAGCCUCGCAGACCGAGACGGAGGGUGGAGGGAACAGCCAGCAGGAGCUGGUGGCUGGAGACGAGGAGCCCGCCCUGCACUGAUCAGCCUGGAGAGGAACUGGACUCUUGUAAGCCCUAACAGCGAAGAGUUGCUGGAGACAAAGUCAGAGCAGUCAAGGGUGGGAGCUUCCAGCCCUUCCAGGAGGCUAGUUUUCCAGUGAGGACAGAGUGCACCUGACACUGCCAUCACAUCGUCAGUAUCACUGCCUAUCUCUGCCACCAAACUAAGAUCAAAGGACGGGCUCAGCUCCCUGUGCAUUCUCCCUGGGCCUCAGUAAAAUGGGAGAAGGUUCCUGGGAGGUGUCUCCAAAAUAAAAAUGGAAACUGCAUUGAAAAUCA
Piliocolobus tephrosceles (Ugandan red Colobus) is the source of this 1483-nucleotide messenger RNA. It is a transcript of the gene MBLAC1, whose product is annotated as metallo-beta-lactamase domain containing 1. The coding region runs from base 386 to 1186 and encodes 266 amino acids. Lineage: Eukaryota; Metazoa; Chordata; Mammalia; Primates; Cercopithecidae. The record is from RefSeq and is a predicted model, not a curated record. The transcript is spliced from 2 exons.